Messenger RNA from Tinamus guttatus (white-throated tinamou), 2264 nucleotides. The record is from RefSeq and is a predicted model, not a curated record. Lineage: Eukaryota; Metazoa; Chordata; Aves; Tinamiformes; Tinamidae.
AACUGCUGGUAAAGAAGGGCAUGGGCUUGUGCCUGGGUUUACAGCUUUAGUUCUGAAUGAGAGAAUAAAGUAAAGCGAUAUUGAGAGCAAGGAGGGAAAACAAACACAGUCAUAAGCCUAUAAAAGUCUUAGCUGAUUGCAAUGGCAAGCAUCCCGCUGGCGACAGUGACCUUGAAUGAACUAGGUGGGAUAAAGUCACCAGCCUGGAGUGACGGCUGAAGAACCAGGCUGGAUUCCAGCGGACCGAGUGAGAGAGCAGAUUCCUGACAAGACUCUCCCGAGCUCCGGCAAUGGCUUCUUGGUGUCGGAAAUGUGGACAACAGGUGCCCAGGAAUCCACCCUUCACUGGCGUCCGAAUAACAGAAGGAGAAAUGAAAUCUUACCACGAUUUUAUAGGAAGGUGCAUUAAACUGGAGAGCAUGGCAAAGAAAGAUGAAAUCAUGCAGCAGGAGAUACGACCGCUGGUUGCAGUGGAUAUAAUAGAGCAACUCCACAGGCAAUUUGCCAUCUUAUCAGGAGGAAGAGGGAAGGAUGGGGCACCCAUUAUAACCUUCCCAGAAUGUGCAGGAUUCAGCGACAUACCCGACGAGGAUUUUCUGAAUGUGGUCACGUAUCUAACCAGCAUUCCCAGUCUUGAGGCUGCCAGCAUCGGAUUCAUCAUCAUCAUAGACAGACGACGGGACAAAUGGAGCGCAGUCAAGGCAUCGCUGACACGAAUAGCAGGCGCGUUUCCAGGAAACCUGCAGCUGGUGUUUGUCCUGCGGCCCUCCCGCUUUAUCCAAAGGACAAUCGCUGACAUCGGCAUUAAACUCUAUCGGGAUGACUUUAAAAUGAAGGUACCGAUCAUCAUGCUGAAUUCGGUCUCGGAUCUGCACGGGUACAUUGACAAGAGCCAGCUGACACGCGAGCUGGGAGGAACCCUGGAGUACGGCCACAGCCAGUGGAUCCACCACCGAACCGCUAUUGAAAACUUUGCAAUGACAGUAAAAACAACAGCACAGAUGCUGCAGACCUUCGGGACAGACCUAGCAGAGACUGAACUUCCCAAUGAUGUGAAGUGCACGGAGGAGCUCCUCUCAGCCCAUACUGACCACCACAGCAAGCUGAAGGAUGAGCUGAAACUAGCAGUGAAGCAGGGGGCCACCCUACUGACAUGCAUUAGGGAGCCAGUCACCCGAAGCGCCAACAGCAAACUCAGCCCAGAUGAACUGGAAAAUGUGGCAACAGUAGAAAGGUUAUUGGCUCAGUUGGAUGAAACAGAAAAGGCUUUCGAUCAAUUUUGGACCAAGCAUCACCUAAAAUUGGAACAAUGCCUGCAGCUUCGGCACUUUGAACAUGAUUUUAGAGAGGUGAAACUGGUGUUGGAUAAUCUCAUGGAAGCACAAGCAAGUUUUGCUGACAUUGGAGACAGCGUGACUCGAGUGGAGAACUUCUUAAAGGAGCAGAAACAACUGGAAGAGAAAGGACAGGAACCUUUGGAGAAGGCCCAAUCUCUAGCUCUUCAUGGAGAACAGCUCAUCCAAAACAACCAUUAUGCAGUUGACUCCAUUAGACCAAAGUGUGUUGAACUCAGGCGUAUUUGUGAUGACUUUACCAAUGAAACCAAGAAAAAAUAUGAUAUUUUGGGGAAGUCUCUUGAACUGCAUAAGCAGUUAGAUAAGGCAAGCCAGUGGUGCGAAGCUGGAAUCUACCUCUUAGCUUCCCAAGCUGUGGACAAAUGCCAGUCACAAGAGGGAGCUGAAACUGCACUCGUUGAAAUUGAGAAGUUCCUGAUGACAGCUAAGGAACACCAGUUGUCUAACCCUAAAGAGUUCUAUAAUCAGUUUGACAUGAUCCUCACUCCAGAAAUAAAGGCCAAUGCCCAAAGGAUAGUACAGAAACUGGAAGAUGUACAAGAAAUGUUUGACAAGAGGCAAGUGAGUCUGAAGAAGUUGGCAGCCAAACAGACUCGGCCAGUGCAACCCGUUGCCCCACAUCCCGAGUCUUCCCCAAAGCGAGGAUCACCAAAGACGACUAGACCAGCCGGAGUAGCUACCAAUAGGAGGUCUACAGAAAUUUCCUGCCCUCCAAAGUCCAUCUCCGAGGUCGAGUUAUCAAAAAAGAAAAAUGUUAAGAAGACUAAAGGCGGAAUUAAGAUUGAAGUGAUGCAUGAAGCGAGCCAAGGAGGGUCGAGCAGGGUGCUGGUGAUGAGCGAAAGCGAUGAGAACCUGUCGACAAGGAGGAGCUUUGAGGAAGAGACACUGAACAAUGUCCUCUACCACUAA